Polypterus senegalus (gray bichir) is the source of this 2311-nucleotide messenger RNA. RefSeq names its product adenosine monophosphate deaminase 1 (isoform M) (gene ampd1). Gene Ontology annotation, cellular component: cytosol. NCBI's taxonomy places the organism in Eukaryota, Metazoa, Chordata, Cladistia, Polypteriformes, Polypteridae. Bases 77 to 2302 code for a protein of 741 amino acids. The record is from RefSeq and is a predicted model, not a curated record. Gene Ontology annotation, molecular function: AMP deaminase activity. The transcript has 15 exons. Gene Ontology annotation, biological process: IMP salvage; AMP metabolic process.
UCCUUGUCUGCACAGCCCUUGGUGUCUUGGAGGGGGGAAAAGGAAAAAAAAAACUGCUCUUGAGCCAGCUGCCAACAUGCCGAUCGUCAAAGCUCCAGCCACCGACGAGAAAAUGAAGGCCUUUGCUGAGAAGGUCUUUGCCUCGGACGUGAAAGACGUCGAUGUCCGUGAGGAGAUCUCCCUGUUUUCGGUGCCAGAAGACUGUCCUAUUUUCCAUCAUGAGAUGAGCAAUGAAAUGUUUCAGAAAGAAGCACAAGAAAGUAUGCAGCAGAAGAAAAAGAAAAUCCAGAUGGCACAUACCAUCACAGUGGCAGUGCCAGUAACAGAGAAGGUUGAAUGUAAGCAUGUUUCCAUCCAGGAGGCUCAGAUAUCCACUCCUAUUUAUCUGGAGGUCCCCGAGUUCCAGCGUGUCACAAUCACUGGGGACUAUGCUGCCGGAGUAACUGUUGAUGACUUUGAGAAGUCUUGCCAAGGGCUUUACCGGGCCCUCACCAUCCGUGAGAAGUACAUGCGCCUGGCGUUCCAGCGAUUCCCUGCCACCGCCAGCAAGUUCUUACGCUCCAUUGAAGGCAACAUGUGGAAUGCAGCUGAGCAGGUGUUUCCAGUGUUCACAUCUCCAUGCAAAAUCGGUGAAGACCCCUUGGCAGCUGAUACCUUGCCUCCUAACCUGGGCUAUCAUGCCCAGAUGAAGCAUGGAGUAAUUUAUGUCUACACCAGCAAACAGGCCACCCAGCGAAAUGAUCCCCUUCCUUUGCCAUACCCGAAUUUUGAAGACUUCAUUGAUGACAUGAACUUCCUCAUUGCCCUCAUUGCUGACGGCCCCACCAAAACCUACACUCACCGAAGGCUGAAGUUCCUCUCCUCUAAGUUUAAUGUCCAUGAGAUGCUCAAUGAAAUGGAAGAGCUGAAGGAGCUCAAGAACAACCCACACAGGGACUUCUACAACUGUAGGAAGGUGGACACUCACAUCCAUGCCGCCGCCUGCAUGAACCAGAAGCACCUGCUCCGCUUCAUCAAGAAGUCCUACCGCGUGGAUGCAGAGAGGGUUGUGCAGGAGGUGAAGGGUAAAAAGUUGACUCUCAAGGAUGUCUUUGAUUCUCUGAAACUGCAUCCCUACGACCUGACCGUCGACUCCCUGGAUGUCCAUGCUGGCAGGCAGACCUUUCAGAGAUUUGAUAAGUUCAAUUCCAAAUACAACCCCGUGGGUGCCAGUGAACUACGUGAUCUCUACUUAAAAACAGACAACUUCCUUGAUGGAGAGUACUUUGCAACUAUAAUCAAGGAAGUGGCCUCUGACCUGGAGGAUGCAAAAUACCAAUACGCUGAACCCCGACUUUCCAUCUAUGGGCGCUCGACUGAGGAGUGGACCAAGCUCUCCGGAUGGUUCAACAAGCACCGGGUUCACUCGCCAAACCUGAAGUGGAUGAUCCAGAUCCCUAGAAUUUAUGACAUUUUCAGAGCCAAGAAUUUUGUGCCUCACUUUGGGAAAAUGCUGGAGAACAUCUUCCUCCCAGUCAUCGAAGCCACCAUCAACCCACAGAGCAAUAAGGAGCUCAGUAUCUUCCUUAAGCAUGUGACAGGAUUUGACAGUGUGGAUGACGAGUCAAAGCACAGUGGUCAUAUGUUUUCUACUAAGAGCCCCAAGCCUGAGGAAUGGAACAUUGAGAAGAACCCGUCUUACUCCUACUACAUCUACUAUAUGUAUGCUAACAUCAUGGUCAUCAACCAGCUUCGCAAGCAGCGAGGGAUGAACACCUUCCUGUUCCGUCCACACUGCGGUGAAGCCGGUGCGGUGACUCAUUUGCUGGCUUCUUUCAUGACUGCUGACAACAUCUCCCAUGGUCUCAACCUUAAAAAGAGCCCAGUCCUCCAGUAUUUGUACUUUCUGACCCAGAUUCCCAUCGCCAUGUCCCCUUUGAGUAAUAACAGCCUCUUCCUGGAAUAUGCCAAGAACCCGCUGCUGGAGUUCCAUCAGAAGGGCCUCGUCAUUUCUCUUUCCACUGAUGAUCCGAUGCAGUUCCACUACACUAAGGAGCCACUGAUGGAAGAAUACGCCAUUGCAGCCCAGGUGUUCAAACUCAGCACUUGUGACUUGUGUGAAAUCUCUCGGAGCAGCGUCCUGCAGAGUGGUCUCUCUCACGAGGAAAAAGUUCACUUUUUGGGAGAGAAUUACAUGAAAGAAGGUCCAGAGGGCAACGACAUCCGCAAAACCAACGUGGCUCAGAUCCGAAUGGCCUACCGCUACGAGACCCUCUGCUACGAGCUUGGCCUUGUUGUUGAGGGGCUCAAACAAGCAGAGUAACUUUUCUUC